Messenger RNA from Stomoxys calcitrans (stable fly), 2251 nucleotides. RefSeq names its product prostatic acid phosphatase (gene Acph-1). The record is from RefSeq and is a predicted model, not a curated record. The coding region runs from base 302 to 1684 and encodes 460 amino acids. Gene Ontology annotation, molecular function: phosphatase activity. NCBI's taxonomy places the organism in Eukaryota, Metazoa, Arthropoda, Insecta, Diptera, Muscidae. The transcript has 7 exons. Gene Ontology annotation, biological process: dephosphorylation.
UUUGAUUUUUGUUGUGUGUGCUCCGCGCUCCGGGUUAGAUGGUUGUUUUUACGGUACUGCGCGUUCGUCGUCUGUAGUUUGAGAGUCGAAGAAGAAAAAAAAGUAAUAGGCAAUAAAUACACUAAACUCUCAGAAAUGCAGUAAAAAAAACGCAAAAAAUUAGCAACAAUUAGGAUAUAUAAAAAAAAUAGAAAACCAAGUGCUAAAAGUGUUCCUCGGUGGUACAUAGUGUGAAGCAGUAGAUAUUGUCUAAGUUUUAGUUUUUUUUUCAUGAAAUCGCAAGUGUACCACUACAAGAAUUAUGCAAAAUAAAGUUUGGCCAACAACAAAAGCAGCAAAGCUGUUUAAAUGUCAAAGUUGUUGUUGUUGGUGUCUAUUGUUAUUAGUGUGCAUAUUGAAUUUGGUUGGGGCCACAACGACAGAACGAGGUGGGGGAGAAGUGGAUAUUGCCGCUGCACAUAAAGAAGCAACAGCUGCUACAAAAUUGAAAGGAAAAUUGGUCUUUGCCCAUGUGCUCUUCCGGCAUGGUGACCGUACACCUAUCGACCCAUAUCCCACUGAUCCCUGGAACAAUCCAUCUGACUGGCCAACUGGAUGGGGUCAAUUGACGAAUACUGGCAAACAACAACAUUACCAUUUGGGCAAAUGGCUGCGACAACGCUAUUCCAGUUUGUUAAGCAAAACCUAUAACAAAGAUGAGAUCUUUGUAAGAUCAACGGAUGUUGAUCGUACCUUGAUGAGUGCUUUGUCCAAUUUGGCUGGUCUGUAUGAACCGCAGACGAAAGACAUAUGGAAUCCUGAUAUAGAUUGGCAACCCAUACCAGUGCAUACAGUACCAGAGAAAUAUGAUUCGGUUUUGGCCGCCAAGGCACCUUGUCCUGCCUAUGAAUAUGCCUAUUCCGCUCUGAUGGACUCGCCGGAGAUACAGAAAAUAAAUGACCAUUAUGCCUACCUGUUUAAUUACCUCACCAAGAACACAGGACGCGCCUGCGAUUCAUUGGCAAUUCUACAGAACCUAAAUAAUACGUUUUUCAUUGAGGAGCUCUACAAUAAGACCCUGCCCGAAUGGACCAAAAAAGUGUAUCCCAGCGAAGAUAUGACCUAUGCUGCUGCUUUUACUUUUACCCUUGCCACCUAUACACGUCAGUUAGCACGCUUUAAGAUGGGGCCCUUGAUCAAGGAAAUUCUACAGAGGUUUGCAGACAAGUCAAAGGGAAAAUUAAUGCCAGAUCGUUCCUUGUGGAUCUAUUCGGCUCAUGAUACAACGGUGGCAAGUGUAUUGAAUACCUUGAAAUUGUUUGAUAUGCACAGUCCUCCCUAUGCAUCUUGCAUUAUGUUUGAGCUUCGUCUACAAGAUAAAAAUGAACCAUAUGUCUCGAUUUUCUAUAAAAACACUACCAAAGAACCAGAGCCUAUGUAUAUACCAGACUGUGGCAUAGAAUGCCCCCUAAAUACUCUCUUCAAUAUAUACAGUGAUAUAUUGCCUCAAGACUGGGAUAGCGAAUGCAAAUUGUCGACGCUUAUGAUGACCUAUGAGGAGGCCAACAUUGGUACAGCGAUGGGUAUUCUUGUUGCUAUCAUCACCAUUAUGCUCUUCCUAUCCUAUGUGGUCAUGGUCUACUAUAGAAGACGCAGCUACAAAAACUAUUUCUCUCACUCACAGCCACAUAAAUUGGAUGCCUAAUCAUCAUCACAGAAAGUCUAACGCAAAGUUCUCACAAAUCUCAAGCACAAAAGAAAAAUAUUCGGCAUUUGUUAUUUUUUUUUAUUUCAUUGUAAUCAAGCUAAGUUUUUGGUUUUGUUUCUACAAUUAUAAUUAAUUUUUCUCCCAUAUAUGUAAAAUAAUUGUUAUGAACGUAUUUUUCUAGUUGCAUUUGCAUUUUAUUAUAGAAUCAAUUGUUGCAUUUAUUGUAAAAAAAAAGAAGGAAAAGGAAACGAAAAACAAAACAUUUGUUAACAAGUCUGCUUUGAAAUGAAAAUCAAACCAAUUCAUCAAAUAUAUAUAAAAAUACGCAUAAACCUACAGACAUACGCAAUACAGGGUGCACAGCCAGCCCUUAAGAAUAUCAUCAUGUUCAUAAAGAAAAAUCAAAACGAAAAAAGGAAGAAAGUUCAGGCAUAAAGGAAUUCAAGUCAUUUACAUUGUGAUUCACAUUUUCAGUAAUUGGUAGUAAUUAGAACUAAAAAACAUCAAAAAUUUAAUCUUAGAUGUAUAAAAAAACAAAACCAACCAAAACAAAACAUUUAUUCA